AUGAGCAGACUCCCUCCAGCUCUUCUCUACUUAACGAUAUACAACCCUGCACUGAAGCCAAUAGGACCCGUAGCUGAGGAUGACGAAGAUGCCGAAGAGCAAGCCCACAUUCUCUUCUAUACGGCCCGAGAGCGCGCAGUGUCGAGAGACAAAAUGCUCAGGCAGGUCGGUCUCGCGAAGGCUCUGAUUAAAUUUUCGGAGAUGUUCUCGCCCGACGAGGCCUGCGAGAACGUGCACUCACAAUCACGCCGCAUGAUCAUAUUUUCUCCUGAGCCUGACUUUUGGAUACAUGCAUGCGUUGAGCUGGCAAAGACACCGCGGCAGGCUGCGCCUAGCAAGGUGAAAGGCAAAGGAAAGGCAAAGGGACAGGACAAGGAUAAGGCUAAGGCGAAAGACGUCGAAGUCGGGUAUGAUUAUCAUGACGGGUCGGUUCACGAUGACGAGAUCCGCUCACAACUACUGCGAGCAUACGAGCAUUUCAAGCUCGUCCACGGGUCAUUCUCUUCCAUCCUCGAAGACUUCGGUCAACAGGCUCUGGAACUACAAAUAGAACGCUUUUUCACAGUAUGGGCGUGGAAUUGGGAUAUCGAGCAGGAUGCAGACUUUGGUGCCCAUCUUGGGAUGCCUCUUCACCCCAUGUCAAAAAUACUGGUUCCUCUCUUCGACGAAUUUGCCUCGCAGAUUCCUUCGUUGAACGACACUGCACCUUUCAUCCUUGUGCCACCGUAUAUCAUACCGUCGACCUCCUUCACAAAAUGUGAACAUCCUCUUACGCUGCCUCUUUAUCUUUUGACACGCAUCCCCCCUCCACUCCCGCCUUCUCCAACACCGCCCAAGGAGACCCCAAUCUCAACAGUCCCAGACAAUUCAGACAAAUCUAGACCUACAAGUGUGAGCGGUUUCUUAUCUCUCGGUCAGACCAUGGACGUGCGCAAGUGGACAUGGCCAGGAUACCUCACAUUCGGGAAACCAGGUGGAGGGAAAGGGGUUGAUGAAGAAGUCCCGAAUCAAGAACCACACCUCAAGGAGCCUCAGGCAGACACCGGAAAUGAUGUAUCAAAGCUCACGGUUGAUAGCCUUCAGAUAGAUACCGAGAGUCUACAUGAUGCUAUGUCUUCUAUUGCUAUUCCUGUGGGCGAGGAUGCCCCACAAGCUGAUAGCACUGAGACCAUCCCGUCUCUCAUUCCUUCACCACACACGCCUUUGGACGAUAAUCUACUAGCAACUACUACUGAUGAAACCCCUCAUCUGUCCGCCAAUAUUUCUUCAAACACCAUGGACGAGGGCUCGCAUGAUACCCUAUCUAACGAACAUAACGACUCUCACGUCUCUUCUUCACCAUCGAACUCUAUUCCCUCGUCUCCACCCUCACCGGCACUGCCGAACACCUCUCCGUCACCUAUGAUUCCGGCAUCUCCUUCGUCAUCCCACGGGACGCUGUCCCCAUCAGUACCAACACCUUCCCUCUCAUCGAUAUUCGUAUAUCUGGCGUUACCCAAUCAGCCGCAAAAAACCAUGCGGCAGCAAGUGUUUUAUCUUAUUGUAAGCGACGAUUCUUCCUCAUUUGCCUUCCACUCAAACUUGCUCGUCAACCAGAAGGAUCAGUUGGCUUUUGCAUUCGUUGCUCGUACAGAUCAUGAGUACUCAGAUGAAGAACUCUUUAUCAUAUAUCAGGGUGCAUCGACCCUCUUGACCUCUAUACAAUCGCACAUCGCAGAUGAGGAUAUCAAAACGCACGUCGUCUCACACGAGAAUGCCGAGAAGUCCUUGAUUUCUGCUACGAAAAUUUUGCAGCCGAAAGACAAGCACAUCAUUGACACCGGACACGGAAUAACAGUCUCAAGCCCAGAUUUCGCGUCGCGAUCAGAGCACCUGUACCAAGGUCGUCAGCUCAUCAGUGCGCCGGAUAUUCUGGAAGUGUUUUCACGCACGCAGGGCGCACAACACUGGCACAUCGCACGGCGAGAACCAGGAGGAACAAUGUUACAGUUCAUGGAGGUGUAUCGCAAGGAGACUAGUCUGGUAGACGUAGACAACGAGCUGUCGGAAGUAGUUCGUCGGUUCAGAGAAGUGACUUAG
This is a messenger RNA of Heterobasidion irregulare TC 32-1, 2079 nucleotides long. RefSeq lists its product as uncharacterized. The record is from RefSeq and is a predicted model, not a curated record. Gene Ontology annotation, cellular component: intracellular membrane-bounded organelle; Mon1-Ccz1 complex. Gene Ontology annotation, biological process: vesicle-mediated transport. Bases 1 to 2079 code for a protein of 692 amino acids. The transcript has 7 exons. Lineage: Eukaryota; Fungi; Basidiomycota; Agaricomycetes; Russulales; Bondarzewiaceae.